AGCCCAGACUUUCCCAUGGCCUCGCUGUACGUGGGCGACCUGCACCCUGAGGUGACGGAGGCGAUGCUGUACGAGAAGUUCAGCCCCGCGGGGCCCAUCCUCUCCAUCCGCAUCUGCAGGGACAAGAUCACCCACCGCUCCCUGGGCUACGCUUAUGUCAACUACCAGCAACCGGUGGACGCCAAGAGGGCCCUGGACACCCUGAACUUUGACGUUAUAAAAGGCCGGCCGGUGCGCAUCAUGUGGUCCCAGAGGGACCCCUCGCUGCGCAGGAGCGGGGUGGGCAACGUCUUCAUCAAGAACCUGGGCAAGACUAUCGACAACAAGGCUCUGUACAACAUCUUCUCGGCGUUCGGCAACAUCCUGUCCUGCAAAGUGGCCUGCGACGAGAAGGGGCCCAAGGGCUACGGGUUCGUGCAUUUCCAGAAGCAGGAGUCCGCUGAGCGGGCCAUAGAUGUGAUGAAUGGCAUGUUCCUGAACUACCGCAAGAUUUUCGUGGGAAGAUUCAAGUCCCAUAAAGAAAGAGAGGCCGAAAGGGGAGCCUGGGCCAGGCAGUCCACCAGUGCUGACUGCAAGGAGUUUGAGGAAGACACCGAUGAGGAGGCCACCUUGCGAUGA
This is a messenger RNA of Octodon degus (degu), 618 nucleotides long. Its product is annotated as polyadenylate-binding protein 1-like 2. Gene Ontology annotation, cellular component: nucleus; cytoplasmic stress granule; ribonucleoprotein complex. Bases 16 to 618 code for a protein of 200 amino acids. Lineage: Eukaryota; Metazoa; Chordata; Mammalia; Rodentia; Octodontidae. Gene Ontology annotation, molecular function: poly(A) binding; poly(U) RNA binding; mRNA 3'-UTR binding. The transcript has a single exon. The record is from RefSeq and is a predicted model, not a curated record.